This is a messenger RNA of Ricinus communis (castor bean), 2682 nucleotides long. RefSeq names its product cation/calcium exchanger 4. Gene Ontology annotation, biological process: monoatomic cation transport; transmembrane transport. Gene Ontology annotation, molecular function: monoatomic cation transmembrane transporter activity. Bases 508 to 2436 code for a protein of 642 amino acids. The transcript has a single exon. The record is from RefSeq and is a predicted model, not a curated record. NCBI's taxonomy places the organism in Eukaryota, Viridiplantae, Streptophyta, Magnoliopsida, Malpighiales, Euphorbiaceae. Gene Ontology annotation, cellular component: membrane.
UUGCCAGUUAGACCUCCGUCAUUGGAGAAUUACUUUGAGAAACAAAAAUUUUAAAAAAAAAUGGAAAGAUUUUUGCUUUUUCAGUAAUUAGGCAAAUUAACAAAAGAUACCUAACAUUCCAAACGACCCGUUAAUAUACAGAACGGAGGAUAACAAGCAAAAACAACAUGAAAAGAAAAAAUAAAAAACAGAAAAAAGAAAAUCCAGAAAUACAAAAUUUCCCAAGAAUCCUUAUGCUGUCUACUCGAUUAAGAUACCAAUCUCAAACCCCUGUAAUCAAUUGCUGAAGCCCCUCGUAAAGUCCUCAAUUUUUAUAAUCAAUUUCGCUGCACGACUCCAUUUCUAGGUAAAGGAAUCAAACUUUGCUUGAAUUGCUAGGGUUUCAUUACUUAAUAAAUGAAACCCUAGGAUUUUUGGACAUGUUGGUUCUUUUUGGAUUUUUCGGAGCUCUGAGGUUUUUAUUUUAUUAUUGAUUUUAGAUUUUUGGAGAGUGAAUUAUUAAAUAUAAUGAAGGUGUUUGAUAGUCUUUAUAAUGCUAAAGACCCUAAAUUGAGAAGGGUUUUUAGUGGAAUUUGUAGUAUGAUUCUAUUGUUUUUAUUCUAUAGCCGGUUAAAUAUCCUUAGAAACCCUUAUAUUGGUCAAAAUUCGACUACAGCAGAUGUUCAUGUUGAUAUAAUUCAUAGGAAAAUGAUUGACGCGGGUGUCAAUUCAUCGUCUUUUACUAAUGGGAUGAAUGAUCAAAAUGAUAUAAAUGUAAAGAAUCCAACAUUAUGUGGUGGAUUAAUUGAUCAUGAGGGUUAUGCUAAUGCAUGUGAAUACUUGAAAGCGAACCCAGAAUGUUCAUCUGGUGGAUUCUUUGAUUAUAUCAAGUUUUUGUAUUGUGAUUGUGGUGAUUUCAGAGUAUUGGGUUAUGCAUUUUUGGGUAUUUGGCUCGCUGCUUUGUUUUAUUUGUUGGGGAAUACUGCAGCAGACUACUUUUGUUGUUCAUUGGAGAAGUUGUCUAGUCUUUUGAAGUUGCCUCCUACUGUUGCUGGUGUUGCUCUCCUUCCCCUUGGGAAUGGAGCGCCAGAUGUGUUUGCAAGUAUUGCUGCUUUUGUGGGUAAAGAUGCAGGGGAUGUUGGUCUUAACAGUGUGUUGGGUGGUGCUGUUUUUGUUACUUGUAUUGUUGUUGGGACAGUUUCAUUAUGUGUAGCAGAGAAGGAAGUUCAGAUUGAUAGGAGAUGCUUCAUAAGGGAUAUCUGCUUCUUCCUUUUUACACUAUUGUCUUUGUUGAUGAUUUUGGUGAUUGGUAAGGUUAGUGUUGGAGCAGCGAUUGCUUUUGUCUCAAUUUAUGUAGUUUAUGGCAUUUCCGUUGCUGCUAGUGAGAUUUUUAGGAAACACGCACGAAGGUUAAAACUGGAUGUUAUUACACCAUUGAUUCCUGUGCGAGGAAGUAUAUUGCCCUCAGGAAGUUAUGAAGACGAGUCAGGUAUGUAUAAUUCUCUGCUGGACAUUGAGACUGACAGUGAUGUUCCGCAUCUACCUCCUUCACUACCAUCAUGGAUGUGGGCUUCAAAUGUGGCAAUAUAUUCUUUUCACUCAGCGAAAGGCAGUAUGCAGGAUGAUGAAAGGCCUCCAUGGGGCUGGACUGAUGAGAACAUGGAGAUCAACAGCUCCUCAUUCUGUUGCUCUAGAUGCUUUUCGCUGAUUGAGAUGCCCUUGGCCAUUCCGAGACGGUUAACAAUCCCAUUAGUUGAUGAAGCAUCAUGGUCAAAACCAUUUGCUGUAUCCAGUGCUGCAUUGGCUCCUAUUCUCGUGGCAUUUCUGUGGAACAGCCAAGAUGAUGUGGGUCCUCAAAGUAGAAUCGCCGUGUAUUUUGUCGGUGUUGCGGUUGGUUGUGCUCUUGGUUUUCUUGCAUACAAGUACACCUUACCCAAUCAUCCGCCUCAAAGAUUCUUGCUUGCGUGGGUGUUAGGGGGAUUUUUGAUGAGUAUUGUGUGGUUCUACAUGAUAGCUAAUGAGCUUGUAGCUUUAUUGGUGGCAUUUGGUUUGGUAUUUGGGAUUAAUCCAUCAAUCCUUGGAUUAACUGUAUUAGCAUGGGGCAACUCAAUGGGUGAUCUAGUGUCAAAUGUUGCGUUGGCAAUGAAUGGCGGUGAUAGUGUGCAAAUUGCCUUCUCUGGAUGUUAUGCAGGUCCCAUGUUCAACACACUCAUCGGCUUGGGGGUAUCAAUGCUUCUAGGAGCUUGGUCUGAGAGCACUGGUGUAUACAUGGUUCCUGAAGAUAGUAGCUUGUUUUACACCAUGGGAUUUCUCAUGUCAGGACUAAUCUGGGCGCUUGUUGUUCUACCUAAAAAUCAUAUGCGACCGAACAAGGUAUUAGGGGUGGGCCUUAUAACCCUGUAUUUGAUUUUCCUUUCCGUUAGAGUGAGUAUUGCUAUGGGAUAUGUAUCAACUUGACAGAUUGAUUUUGGUGAUUGUCGUAUGAAUUUGUAAAGCUAGUCUCUCUGAACGUACUCCUCAUCACAUUUUAAUUUGUAAAACUGUAAUCUGAGGAACAGUUUUUAUAGCACUUACACAUGUAGGAUUCUGGUUAGUACUUGCUGAUUCACUUUUUGUGACUUAUUCCUACAAAUGGGAUUAAUGAUUAUACUUGAUGAAUCAAUAAAACUAUUAUCGGGCUAAAAGGCGAUAUCCUUGUCUUGA